Molecule: messenger RNA, 936 nt
Organism: Nicotiana tabacum (common tobacco)
Lineage: Eukaryota; Viridiplantae; Streptophyta; Magnoliopsida; Solanales; Solanaceae
Source: RefSeq, a predicted model, not a curated record
AUGGCAUGGUUGGAGUAUAGUGUGAAGAAAGAUGCUGCAUUUUGUUUAUGUUGUUGUUUAUUCAAAAAUGAUUAUGUUCAUGGAAGCACGGGUGACUCUUUCACAAAAACGGGCUUUAAGGCUUGGAAUAAAGCUUCGAAAAGACUUGAUUUAAAUGUUGGUAAAGUAAAUAGCCUCUACCACACGUGUUUCAACAAGAUGCUAGACUUAUCAAAUCAAUCCCAAUCAAUUCAAGUUGCUUUUGAUAAGCAAUCUGAGAAACAAAGAAAUGAGCACCGAAUUCGUGUAAAUGUAUCAAUCGAUGUUGUAAGGAUAUUAGUUGAUGAGUCCAAAGAUAUUUCACACCAUGAACAAAUGACCCUUUCUUUGCAGUAUGUUUACAAAAAAGGCCAAGUGAACAAGCCAUUUAUUGGUCUUGUUCGCGUUCAUGAUACCUCCGCAAAGUCGUUGAAGGAAGCAAUACUUUCUUUGCUUAUGAAACACUCACUAAGUCUAUCCAAAAUACGUGGACAAGGCUAUGAUGGAGCUAGUAAUAUGCAAGGAGAAAUGAAUGGGGUUGUUAAAAAACAUAAGGAGGUGGAAACUUUCUUUGCUAUAGUUGCUAAUGUGUUGACUGUGAUUGGAGCAUCCUUUAAACGUAGAGAUCAACUUCGGGAUCAUCAUGCCAAAUUAUUGGAGCAAUUGCUAGAGAGUGGUAAAGUAUUGUUGAUGUCGAACGAGCUGAGUAAAGCUUUACAAAAGAAAGAGCAAGAUAUUGUCAAUGCCAUGUUAUUUCUUGACCUUACAAAGGAAAGGUUGCAACAAAUGAGAGAUGAAGGAUGGAAACCAUUAAUGGAUGAAGAGCUUAACCGUCGUUUUGAUGUUGUUAGUGGUAACUUGCUUCUUGGUAUGGCUAGCUUGAAUCUGGCUAACUCGGUUGCUAAUUUUGACAAAUAA